AUGGCUUCAACUACCAAAGACUCAGAUUUCGCAUAUUUAGAGCACAUUCAACAAUACCUUCUUUGUGAUGAUUCCAGCCUUCUAACAUCUCAUCAACCUUUUCCAAGUCCUAAAAGUGACAGUGCUUCAGGCAAAUCUGUGGAGGUGGGUGACGUAAGUGCACCACCACCGUCUUGGAAGCGGUACAAGGGCGUGAGGCGUAGACCAUGGGGGAAGUUUGCGGCAGAGAUCAGAGAUCCUAAAAAGAAUGGUGCUAGGGUUUGGCUUGGAACUUAUGUGACAGAGGAAGAAGCAGCUUUGGCCUAUGACAAAGCUGCUUUCAAAAUGCGUGGCCGAAAAGCUAAGGUUAAUUUUCCUCAUCUCAUUGGCUCUGACAUGUCUACGUCAGAGCCAGAGAGAGAGGUGGUUUUGAAACGGGACUCGCCCGAACCUUCUUCGUCAGAGGGAAGUUGUGAGUCAUCGUCAUCGGGAACAAAGAGGAGGAGAGGCAUGGCUGACCUACUUAACAAAUUAGCCAAGAAUAAAAGUCAAGCUAUGGUGGUUGAGAAUGAGAAUUCCUUAGAAGCAAAUGAUUUUGAGCAAUGGGUGAAUGAGUUGAGUGAUUGCGCUCUAAUCUGGAGCUCCUAG
Molecule: messenger RNA, 627 nt
Organism: Lathyrus sativus (Indian pea)
Lineage: Eukaryota; Viridiplantae; Streptophyta; Magnoliopsida; Fabales; Fabaceae
Source: the annotation of a GenBank genome assembly